Messenger RNA from Orbilia oligospora ATCC 24927, 2091 nucleotides. RefSeq lists its product as uncharacterized. Gene Ontology annotation, molecular function: ubiquitin conjugating enzyme binding; zinc ion binding; ubiquitin protein ligase activity. The coding region runs from base 1 to 2091 and encodes 696 amino acids. NCBI's taxonomy places the organism in Eukaryota, Fungi, Ascomycota, Orbiliomycetes, Orbiliales, Orbiliaceae. The transcript has 3 exons. Gene Ontology annotation, cellular component: cytoplasm; ubiquitin ligase complex. Gene Ontology annotation, biological process: protein polyubiquitination; ubiquitin-dependent protein catabolic process; positive regulation of proteasomal ubiquitin-dependent protein catabolic process. The record is from RefSeq and is a predicted model, not a curated record.
AUGUCCAGUAAGUUCAAAGGCAAACAGCGAGCCGACGACUUAUACCGUCCCGCCCUGGCUCUCGCCCGGCGCCCCACCGAUGCGUCCGACAUCCUUUCCUCCCAAAUCUCCACUUUAGCUCUCGAACCCUCCGAGAAUAUCUCCCCGGACGACGAACGAAUCCUUGAAAUCGCUACUAUCGCUGUAAUCUAUCCUGAAUUCUCUAAAAUCGGAAAACUCGGCGGGUCUAUCGAAAUCGAAAUAUCUCCAUCUGCUCCCAUAACCACAAAUUUUACGUUACUUGAUGGCGCCGAAGAUGUGAAAAAGGAGGAAACGGCAGAUCUUUCGCAUCUACCACCCCUUGUGUUUGAAUUUCAGCUGCCGUUGGGGUACCCUUAUUCUCAGCCGCCGAAUAUACGGCUUGUCAGUACCUGGUUAGAACCAGAAGUUAUUAGAAGGUUGAAGGAGAACUUAGUUGAAACAUGGGAGGGACUGAGAGAUCAAGUGAUCUUUGCGUGUAUUGAUACACUUCAGAGCGCUGCAGACCAGAUGUUUGAUCUUCCAAUCCCUCUGGAUGUUAAGGUGAACCAGAAGGAAAAAAUUGGGAUUCUAGAAUUCGACCAAGCGACAAAAAUCAAGAAAUUUAAUGAAGGAACUUUCGAUUGUGGAGUCUGCUUAGAACCUCGAAAAGGUGCAACGUGCCACCGCAUCAACCAAUGCGGUCACGUCUUUUGCAAACCAUGCCUAAAAGAUUACUUCACCGCUAUGAUCAAAGAAGGUGAGGUUGGUAGCGUCCAAUGUCUUAAUUAUGUCUGCGGAAAAGACCUGCCUGCCGAAGAAGCCAUCGACGAAGAAGGAAACAUCCACAAGAUACCCCGAAAACCCGGUGCCAUAGCUCCCGCUGAGCUACAGCUACUCCUAGAAGCAGAUAUCGUCGAGAGGUACCUAAAACUAAAACGCAAACGCGCAUUCGAGAGCAUGAAGAACGUGGUUUACUGUCCCAGGAACUUCUGCAAAGGCCCGGCCUUACGAGAUAAUGCGGAAGAUCAAUUGGCAAUCUGCCAGGAUUGCCAUUUGGCAUUUUGUGCAAAUUGUGGGAAGUCGUGGCAUGGAUAUAAAUUUUCAUGUCGAACUCCUGGCUCUAAACUUACGGUAGAGGAAGAAAAGGAAGCAAAGCUCACUGCAGAAUUUCUGGAGUCGAACUGCACACCUUGUCCCACUUGCCUUAUUCCAAUCUCAAAAUCUGGAGGCUGCAAUCAUAUGUAUUGCUCGAGAUGCUGGACUCACUUUUGUCUCCUAUGCGGAGCCUUCUUGUUCCCGGAUAACCCAUACCAGCAUUACAACCAACCGAAGAGCUCUUGCUACAAUAGAUUAUGGGAGGGAGUCGAUGAAAGCGGAAAUAUUGUCCCCCCUGCACCACCACCUCCCCCACCGGAGGAACCUCAGCAGCCCAUGAUGAUUCAAAUCGUGGUGCCCGGGCAAGCUCCACGGGAAGUUAAUAACCCCGUUAACCCAGUUGCAGCUCCUGUAGAAGUAGUUGCGGGUGAAGAGGAGACAGCAGGUCCAGAUACCGACGGAAACGGGCUCCCCGAAGAAAUAGUUGACCGACUAGAGGGGAACGAGGAAGACGAACAAGAAGAUGUAAAUCUUGGGGUCUUGGAGGCACUCAACGAUGAAGACGAGUCAGAAUUCUGGAUUAUCUAUAGCGCCAACGAAUGCUUCUCGGAAGGCCAUAACAUGCUCGACGAGGGGCUUAGUCUCAUCGAAAUCGCCGACUUUCUCAGAGACUGGGCUACGUCCAUAAACCAACACCGAAAGAACAAAAUGGGUCUAGGGGCUUAUUGGCGAAGACUUAUCGAAUGGAGAAGAAGAGUUCGAGAUCCCAGGAUGAAGAACAAGGGUGUUGAUUUGGGAGAGUACAAAUUUACAGACGAAGCGAUUAGAGUCGCAAUGAUGACCGAGAGAACAGAAGAACCAGAAUUGAUGAGACGAUGGUGGGAGAUUUGGAACGGAGGUAUGAGUGAUAUUGCUGCGAAUAGAGAGUGGAAUGAAGAUGAAGUCAGGAUAGAAGAGGGAGUACUUGACGGUAUAGUUGACCGGCACCCGAGAUAG